This is a messenger RNA of Paraphaeosphaeria sporulosa, 372 nucleotides long. RefSeq lists its product as uncharacterized. The record is from RefSeq and is a predicted model, not a curated record. NCBI's taxonomy places the organism in Eukaryota, Fungi, Ascomycota, Dothideomycetes, Pleosporales, Didymosphaeriaceae. The coding region runs from base 1 to 372 and encodes 123 amino acids. The transcript has 2 exons.
AUGCCUCUCACAAGCACCCGCCGCACCCACCACACUACCGCUCCCCGCACCACGCGGACUACCCGCACAAAGCCCAGCCUCAAGACGAGGCUCAUGGGAGCCCCUCGCACCGGCACUCGCACCAGCGCUCGUCGCGCUCCGGCCACGACCACGACUACCACGACGACAAAGACCACUCGCACCACUCACGGUGCUGGCCACCACGGGGCAACCACCACCCACCACCACAAGCGCCACGCCACCAUGGGUGACAAGGUCUCUGGUGCCCUGAUGAAGCUCCGCGGUUCUUUGACGCGCCGUCCCGGCCUCAAGGCUGCUGGCACUCGCCGUAUGCACGGUACCGACGGCCGCAACGCCCGUCGUGUCUACUAG